CGCCAUUGAACUCCACAUUUCCCAUGAUGCAGCGCGGCACAGACCCGGCGGGGACAUUCAAAACUAUGGCAGAAGAGUCUGAAGUAUUUCAAUCAACUUUACACUGUGGGGACACGGAGGACACAGGGGACACGUCCACCAUUAACAGCGGGGACAAUGGGACGCAGAGGAUUUGUUCGGAUACAGAUUCGAGCUCCCCUCAGGAGCAGGACACGACGAGGGAAGGCUCAACUUUACUCCGUGUCCCCGCAGACUCCGGUUCAUACCGAGCGUCUGCGGAAAGAGCCGAACAGCUCUCAGCCGAGGCCGCGAACACACGAUCAAACUCGGAAAGAGACCUGAAAGACGUCUCCACUGAAAACAGAUCGAAUUCAAACCAGCAGAGUGUAAACAACGCGGAGGAGAAGGAGAACCUCUCUGCAGAUAUUGCCCACGAAGAAGCAGAAAACACAUCUGGUCAGAGAGGUUUGAAUGAUUCCAGUGUGACUGCCAGUAAACACAGUAUCACAGAGGACAAUGAUGCUGUGGUGGAGAGAAGAGCGCGGGAGCAAGGCUAUGUGAACGUCGUCUUUCCCGGCACUGUGACUCAGGAAUGCUGCUGUCGCUUUGUCAGCGAGAUCCUCAAGUGCAUUCUCUAUCAGAGACAGCAACUACCCAUGACGUAUGACCAGCUGGUUUAUUCCCAGAAGAAACAACAAGCCUCAAUGCAGGAUAAAGACACAGUGAUUCGCAGACCAGUGCAGUCAGCAGACAUUGACUGGCGCAAGUGUCAGCAAACCCUUCAGGAUCUGGAGGAGGUGUUGCAGCAGCUGGAGGUGCUUUUCUCCCUGAGCAGAGUGCCCCGCGUGCUGCUCCUAAUGGGUGGCUCCCUCGUCCUGCCCAAAGAGCUGUAUGAGAUCAACUUGGAGGGGCUGGUGCUGGCUGGUGGGGAUCAGUGUCUACGGGUGUCCCCGUGCUUAAGGCAACUGUUCCGCACGCUUUUCGUGGCGGACCUUUUGUCGGACACCAGACCUGUUCGUUUAAUGCCCACCACAGUCUUAGUGCUGGCUCACAGGGAUUGCGGAGUAGGCUGGUUCCGCCCUAAACUACAAUUUAAAGUGCCAACUCGUGUAAGGAACCAAAUUAUUGCUCUUUCUACAGAUCCCAGCACUUGUAAGGACACAAGGGCAGAGGGGUCAGACUGGCAGGAUUAUGUGUGGUUUCAGGCUCCAAUGACGAUCAAGGGCUUCAGCAACUCACCUAAAUCGGGGAGCACAUAGUCUGUGAGAUUAGAGCUCUCUUUCUUUAUGCUACAAUUACAUUUUAAUGGUGGUUCAAGUGAAUUUUGAAGUGAGCUGUACAUGUUUUAUUGAAUUAUGAGGUAAAUCUUUUUCUACUUGUGAUUAAAACUAUGUCAGUUCAAACGAUAGUGGAUGCAUUGACACAAAUCUUUCUUUAACUGUCUUCUGAAAUAUUGAGAAAAUGUGUUCUCAAGAUGCAUUGUUGGCAUGUGAUGAAAUGAGUUGGGGAAUAUUUUGUAUAACUUUUUUAUAUUUAUUAAGAAUGUUUUACACGUUUUUUUAUAACUAGUUUGUAAAGAUAUUAAAUGGAUAGUUCACUGAAAAAUGGAAAUUCUGUCAUUAUCUACUCACCACUAUGCAGAUGGAGGGGUGGGGGUGUGUUUGAGUUCACAAAACACUUCUGGAGUCUCAGAAUUAAACUUUGUUGCAGCAGAGUCCAGUACAAUUAAAGUCAAUGGUGUCCUUGACUUCAGAUGUAAUAUCAAAACAGAAAAAAUAUCACACACUGCAAGCCCUGACAUUCAUAUUGGACUUGAAACAAGAUCAUUUACACUGUGUUUUAAGUCUAAAGGUCCACUACCGGAUGUGGUGAUGCUAGCGGACGUAGCUACACAUGGUGUGUCCAAGGGUCCAUAAAUGCACCUUGUAGGAAUAUAUCAGCGGACAUUUAGGCUAAAAAUAUGGUGUUGGGUAGAAUAUCAAUGUCGGGGCAUGCAGACUCUUGAAUGACACCACAUGAGAAGUAUGGAGGCGCGUUUUUUCUGUUGUUUUCUUGUCUGGAAUUUAGGUCACCAUUGACUUCAGUUGUAUUGGAUUCUGCUUCAACAAAGUUUACAUCUGAGACUCCAGAAGUGUUUUGUGGACUCACCCACCCCUCUAUCGACAUAUUGGUGAGCAGAUACUGAGUGAAUCUUCAUUUUUAGGUGAACUAUCCCUUUAAACACAGACCAACACUCAUGAUAUCGGUGCAAUAUAAUUUUAACUUGAGAGGUUUAACACAUUAUAUUGCUUGUUUUAAUACAAUCAGUAGACACAUUGGAUUGCCAGGAUCAUCUGUGUGCAUGUUUACAUUUAUUAAAACCUUCAUAUGAUUUCAGCAGUGUUGCAAUUUUGUGGACACAUCAAGAAUUAGAUGUGUUGUCAUGUGGGAGGGAUCAUAGACAGGAAGAUUUGUUUGUGUGUUCCAUUUGGGACAAAAUCUGCAAUCAUUAAAAAAACAUGUAACAUAA
Molecule: messenger RNA, 2509 nt
Organism: Paralichthys olivaceus (Japanese flounder)
Lineage: Eukaryota; Metazoa; Chordata; Actinopteri; Pleuronectiformes; Paralichthyidae
Gene: mad2l1bp
Product: MAD2L1 binding protein
Biological process (GO): regulation of exit from mitosis
Cellular component (GO): nucleus
Source: RefSeq, a predicted model, not a curated record